This is a messenger RNA of Rattus norvegicus (Norway rat), 3441 nucleotides long. Its product is annotated as pyrin domain-containing protein 3-like. The record is from RefSeq and is a predicted model, not a curated record. Gene Ontology annotation, cellular component: nucleus. Lineage: Eukaryota; Metazoa; Chordata; Mammalia; Rodentia; Muridae. Gene Ontology annotation, biological process: cellular response to interferon-beta; activation of innate immune response.
GAAGAGGUGAGUGCUGCCCCUGCUUUCUGUGGAAAAGUAGGUUGUCUCUGAAUGAAGGAGAUUACAGGUGAAAUCCUUGCUGAUCUUUCGGUUGAGAGAGAAGGAAGCUGAGCUGGUGGCUGCUAUACUGAGCAGUGAAUCUGCAGUAGCUGGGCUCAGGGCCUUGGCUCAUGAAGAUAGCAGGAGUCCUUAUUCCUCUGCCAGUAGGACUGCACCAAAAGAAGUAUAUUUCAGAUUGUAAAAUAUGCUUUUUAGAGAUAAGUUAGGAUAACUGAAUAAGGAGAAGAGGACUUUAGUUACCUUGACUGGAGAGUGCUUAGGAACCGGCGGUUGUGGUUGUGGUAAGUGGCUGGGCAACAGACAAGUUUGUUACUGGAGAAAUUGUCAUGAAGUAAGAUUCAGUGGAAAAUGCAUCUAGAUAUCAAGCUGCACUACCUAGUUAUUGCAACAGUACACAGCCUGAGGACCGAUGGGCACAUGUGGUCAAAAAUAUCUCAGGUGCAUAGUAAGUGCAAACACUGUGUUUUAAUGACUUCAUAAGCACAUCUGAUGGUCGUUCACUUCUGCAUCAAGUGGAUAAAUAAGGAGAUAAACGAUUGUCCUUUGGUUGGUUUUCUGGCUUAUCCAUAACUUGAGAGAUGGUGAAUCACUACAAGAAAAUUGUUCUAAUGUUCGGAUUAGAACGUAUCAAUGACUAUAACUUUAGAACGCUUAAGUCCUUACUGACCCAUGACCUAAAACUGACUCAGAAAAUGCAAGAUGAUUAUGACAGAAUUAAGAUUGCUGACUUAAUGGAAGAAAAGUUCCCAGAGGACGCUGGAUUGAGCAAACUGAUAGAAGUGUGGGAAGGUAUUCCAGAAUUUGAAGAUCAUGCUGAUACACUUAGAAAAGAGAUGGAGAAAGUUAGAAACAAAGUCGAAAGAAAGUCUGAAUCCAGUACUCCCCUACUUACCUCCAACAAGAUGGAAAUUCCAGAAGUAGAGCCAGCUAGGACGACGUCUUCAUCAGAGGAAAGCAAAGAUGUUAUCCCUGACAUUAUAAAAGCCCAGUUUUGGAUGGAAGAGUCUAACCUUUCAGAACUUUCGGCAACCAACACAUGCCCAGCUGAGAGUGAACCCCUGACUUCCAGCUGCCUCCAGACGCCAUUGGAGCUUUCAGAAAUAUCAUCCACCAUAUUGGCAACAUCUCAAGGUUCUUCAGCACCAUGUUCCACCUAUGUCAAGGUUUCCCAGGUGUCUCCAGUAACGAUGUCCAGGAGCAUCCAGAAUAUCCAGACCUGUCAAAAAACCUCAACACUUUCUUAUAAUCACCAAGCUACCCUGAUGUCUCCAAAAACAGAGCCCAGCAGUGUCCCGGCAACAAUGACCAGUGGUCACAAUAGUCCUCGGGUGCCUGCAGCAACAGUAUCCAGCAGUUUCAAUAAACGUCAGGUGACCCGAGCCACAGUGCCCACCAGUGUCCAGACCUCUCAAAUGACCCCAGCAACAAUGACCAGUGGUCACAAUAGUCCUCGGGUGCCUGCAGCAACAGUAUCCAGCAGUUUCAAUAAACGUCAGGUGACCCGAGCCACAGUGCCCACCAGUGUCCAGACCUUAGGAAUGACCCCAGCAACAAUGACCAGUGGUCACAAUAGUCCUCGGGUGCCUGCAGCAACAGUAUCCAGUGGUUUCAAUAAACGUCAGGUGACCCGAGCCACAGUGCCCACCAGUGUCCAGACCUCUCAAAUGACCCCAGCAACAAUGACCAGUGGUUGUAAUUGUCCUCAGGAGCCUGCAGCAACAGUAUCCAGUGGUUUCAAUAAAUCUCAGAUGACUCCAGCCACAGUGUCCAGCAGUGUGGAGGCCACAUGGAUGCCUCAAGCAAUAGUGACCACCAGUAUCCAGACCUUUCAAAUGGCCCCAGCAACAAUGACCAGUGGUCACAAUAGUCCUCGGGUGCCUGCAGCAACAGUAUCCAGCAGUUUCAAUAAACGUCAGGUGACCCGAGCCACAGUGCCCAGUGUCCAGACCUUAGGAAUGACCCCAGCAACAAUGACCAGUGGUCACAAUAGUCCUCGGGUGCCUGCAGCAACAGUAUCCAGCGGUUUCAAUAGACCUCAGGUGACCCCAGCAACAGUGCCCAGCCGGGUCCAGACCUUAGUGGCCCCAGCAACAAUGACCAGUGGUCACAAUAGUCCUCGGGUGCCUGCAGCAACAGUAUCCAGCAGUUUCAAUAAACGUCAGGUGACCCGAGCCACAGUGCCCACCAGUAUCCAGACCUUAGGAAUGACCCCAGCAACAAUGACCAGUGGUCACAAUAGUCCUCGGGUGCCUGCAGCAACAGUAUCCAGCAGUUUCAAUAAAAAUCAGGUGACCCCAGCAACAGUGCCCAGCCGGGUCCAGACCUUAGGAAUGACCCCAGCAGCAAUGACCAGUGGUUGUAAUAAUCUGCAGGUGACCCCUGCAACAGUGCCCAGCAGUCACAAUACCCCUCAGGUGUCUUCCGCAACAGUGCACAGUGCUACCUUGGUGUCUCCAGCAACACCACUCAAGAAACCAAGACUGAGGAAUGUAUCUACACAACCUUCUGAAGAAGAUGGUCAACAGCAAGGUCCCAAACAAGUGAUGGUGUUAAAAGCAACAAAGCCAUUCACAUUUGACACGAGAGAAAACAAACAGAUGUUCCAUGCCACUGUGGCUACAGAGACUGAAUUCUUCAGAGUGAAGGUGUUUGACAUAGCCCUCAAGAAAAUUUUCAUCCCUAAUAAAGUCAUUGUCAUCUCAGAUUAUUUUGGCUACAAUGGGUUUCUAGAGAUACACAAAACUGCAUGUGUAGCAGAAGUGAAUGGCAACAAUGUGAUGAAUAUCCCAUCUUCCCUGAGACGAAGAGCCAACUCAACACCUAAAAUUGAUACUCUUUGUACACAAAGAGAAGGAACAUUUGUGAAUGGAAUAUUUAAAGUAUAUGAGAAAACAGUGAAGAGUGAAUUCACUUACUACGGAAUAGAAGAUCGAACAGGGAGAAUGGAAGUGGUGGUAUACGGACAAUUGGCCAAUAUAUACUGUGAGCCUGGGGAUAAACUUAGACUCUUCUGCUUUGAGCUGAGCUCAAGUUUUGAUAAUUGGCAGCUGAGAUCUGUGAGGCACAGUUAUAUGCAGGUCAUCAAGAAUAGGAGGAGAACCAGUAGAUCUCCCGAUCCCUAUGCAAUUAUCGAAACAGCUCAAAGCCUCUAUUGAUGGUUUCCUCAACAAGAAUGGAAAGAUUGCUGAUAAGCUUCAAGUGCAGAAGAAAAAUGUAUAUAUGGCAUAUAGUGAAAUAAAAUGCAUAUCAACUCCAGCUCUUAAUCCUAGGGACUACUAUCCUUUUAAUUCGUUCCUUAUGCAAUUUAGAUUAUCUAUAUUACAUAUUUCCAUCUGUAUGUCUCAAAAUAUGAAAAAAAGACUAAUAAAUAUUUUAUGUAAA